This is a messenger RNA of Culicoides brevitarsis, 1025 nucleotides long. RefSeq lists its product as uncharacterized. The transcript has a single exon. Gene Ontology annotation, cellular component: sarcolemma; sarcoglycan complex. The record is from RefSeq and is a predicted model, not a curated record. The coding region runs from base 63 to 914 and encodes 283 amino acids. Lineage: Eukaryota; Metazoa; Arthropoda; Insecta; Diptera; Ceratopogonidae. Gene Ontology annotation, biological process: muscle organ development.
UUCAUCUGUGUGUGUGUGGAAAUUUUUCACUUGAUCGUAAAGAUUGAAGAAAAACUGAAAAAAUGGACGUAAAAAUUCCAGAUCCUAAUGAAAAAAAGAAAGGCAAUAACGGGAGUUGCCUAUUUUGGGUCAUCAUUUAUACACUUUUUGCCGUUUGCGUGCUCAACGUCUUCCUGACUCUGUAUCUCAUAAGUGUUUUUGAGAUUGGCAAGGGAAUGCGAUACAUAGAGGUUGUCGACACGGACGUGAUGAAUUUCUAUGGAAGCGUUGACUUGGACGAGUUGAACAAGCUGGAUGGUCUUUUGGAGGGAUUCAACGAGCCAUUCGAAAUGGGAAACGACAAGGAGCCUCUAAGUAUCAAUCUUAUAUCGCGCAUCAAUUCAGUUCACAACAAGUUCCGACAAGAAGCCAGUGGCACUGUUAUCCAGGGAAUAUCUAAUUUUGAGGUUCACCAUCCGGCAACAGAAGAUGAGGAGCACGAAGAGGUUUUCAAUGCACAAAGACCAUCAUUCAAUUUGGUCGAGCCAGUGGAAAAGGCCGUGGCUGAUGUGAUGUACAUGACUGGAAAAAUAUCCAGUGGCACAGACGAAAAGCUCGGCGUACUGGCGCGACAAAAGCUUGAAGUCAAAGGAAGUGAGGGACUCUUGAUCAAAGGAAGAGAUAUUCUUUUGUCUGCAGACAAAAAUUUGAAUAUCACUUCGGAAAACGGUUCGAUCAGCUUGCAAGGAAAGGAAGGCGUCUUUAUAGAUAUUGAACAUUUUCCUGUUGCAGAUAUCGAGAAUGGAUUGCGCCGAACACACGUUCAAUACAAGAUGUGCGUCUGUUUCCCCACGGGACGACUCUUUAGAGUUCAAGCAAGGAACAGAGACAGUGGAUGUUAUAUUCCGCAGUAUGCCUCAAAUCCUUGCAUUUAAAAAAAAUGAACAAUUUAUUGGAAGAAGUAGUAUUUAGAAGUGUGUUUGUCUAAUAAUAAAUAAAAAAACUGAGUAGAAGAGAAACAGUAGUCGAUAAAUAAAAAUUAAAUA